CGGCCGACAAAAGUCCCUUCAGUUCAGCCGGCGGCAGGGGAAGUCCCGGCGCUCGGCGAAACCACCCUCCCGUGCCGCCGAGCCCAGCCGCGCUCCGGCCGCCAGCUCGGCCGCCGUCCCCGGCGGCCCCAUGCCCCGAUGCCCCGCGGGGGCCAUGGACGAGGGGCCGGUGGACCUGCGCACUCGGCCCAAGGCCACCGCGCACCCCGACGCCGCGCUGCCUCUGCGUAAGCGCCCGCUGCGCGCGCCCUCCCCGGAGCCCGUCGCGCCCCGCGGCGCCCCCGGCCCCGCAGCGCCCUCGGACCCCCUGCGCGGCAGCGGCGGUGUCUGCUGCGACGCGGCCGUCGCUCCGGGCCCCCCUCACGGCCUGGCAAGGCCGGAGGCGCUGUACUACCCCGCACCUCUACUGCCCUUAUACCCCACCGCGUCCAUGGGCUCCCCGUUCCCUCUGCUGAACCUGCCGACGCACCUGUAUCCCAUCAUGUGCUCCAUGGAACACCCCCUGUCGGCCGACAUCGCUGUGGCCACCCGCGCAGAUGAGGAUGGAGACACGCCUCUCCACAUCGCUGUGGUGCAGGGCAACCUGCCAGCCGUGCAACGGCUCAUCAAACUCUUCCUGCACGGAGGCCGGGAGCUGGACAUUUACAACAACCUGCGCCAGACCCCGCUCCACCUAGCAGUGAUCACCACGCUGCCCGCUGUGGUUCAGCUCCUGGUGCUGGCCGGUGCCAGUCCCAUGGCGCUGGACCGCCACGGCCAGACGGCGGCUCACCUGGCCUGCGAGCACCGCAGCCCGGCCUGCCUGCGGGCCCUCAUGGACAACGCCGCGCCCGGCACGGUGGACCUGGAGGCCCGCAAUUAUGACGGGCUCACAGCCCUGCACGUGGCCGUCAACGCCGAGUGCCACGAAGCCGUGCUGUUCCUGCUGGAGCGCGGGGCUGACGUCGACGCGGUGGACAUUAAGAGUGGCCGCUCCCCGCUCAUCCACGCUGUGGAAAACAACAGCCUGAACAUGGUGCAGCUGCUGCUGCAGCACGGCGCCAACGUGAACGCCCAGAUGUACUCAGGCAGCUCGGCCCUGCACUCGGCGUCGGGCCGCGGGCUGCUCCCACUCGUGCGCACGCUGGUCCGUAGUGGCGCUGACAGCGGCCUCAAGAACUGCCACAACGACACGCCACUCAUGGUGGCGCGCAGCCGCCGGGUCAUCGACAUCCUGAGGGGGAAGGCCACCCGGGCUGCGUCCUCGUCCCAGCGCGAGCCCUCCCCGGACCGCAGUGCCACCACCUCCCCUGAGGGCAGCAGCCGUCUCAGCUCCAAUGGUCUCCUCUCCACCUCCCCGUCCUCCUCGCCCUCCCAGUCUCCCUCCAAGGACCUCCCUGGAUUUCCCAUGGCUCCCCAGAACUUCUUCCUCCCCUCACCGUCUCCCAAUGCCUUCCUACCCUUCCCUGGGGUUCUCCGAGGCCCUGUCCGGCCAGUGCCCCCCGCCCCAGCUCCAGGAGGCAGCUGAGAGGGAAGGGGGGCUGAUCUCUGGCUCAGGAGGACUCACGACCCCCACACCCCACCCCGCG
Molecule: messenger RNA, 1568 nt
Organism: Ochotona princeps (American pika)
Lineage: Eukaryota; Metazoa; Chordata; Mammalia; Lagomorpha; Ochotonidae
Gene: BCL3
Product: BCL3 transcription coactivator
Exons: 9
Coding region: 131-1507 (458 amino acids)
Molecular function (GO): protein binding
Source: RefSeq, a predicted model, not a curated record